Messenger RNA from Trichomycterus rosablanca, 2746 nucleotides. It is a transcript of the gene tfcp2, whose product is annotated as transcription factor CP2. Gene Ontology annotation, cellular component: nucleus. NCBI's taxonomy places the organism in Eukaryota, Metazoa, Chordata, Actinopteri, Siluriformes, Trichomycteridae. Gene Ontology annotation, molecular function: RNA polymerase II cis-regulatory region sequence-specific DNA binding; DNA-binding transcription activator activity, RNA polymerase II-specific. The coding region runs from base 348 to 1838 and encodes 496 amino acids. The transcript is spliced from 16 exons. Gene Ontology annotation, biological process: regulation of transcription by RNA polymerase II. The record is from RefSeq and is a predicted model, not a curated record.
AUCGAUAAACAGAUAUGUUUUUGGUGUAAAAUGUUUAGUUUCGUGUUCAGUGUGCGUUUAUUUUAAUGAUUUGUGUUAGAGUUAAUGGUUUUAUUGCCAUUUUUAGCCAACAGGACGUUUUUAAAACAUCUUGAGCUAACUGUUCUCUGCGUUCCCUCUUGACUCGAGUUGGUUUAGUUGUUUGUUUCAUAGCGAAAACAGCGGAUUAAAAUAUGGCGUGAAUCAGUGGGUGAAGAUAACUUCUAUAGUGGAAGCUCAGGGUGUGUUAUCCUGCCCAGAACUCAAAAGUGUUCAGGCCAGCUUUUGUUGAUUGUGGUCAGUACAAGCCAAAUUAUCUCCUCAUCACGAUGGCCUGGGCUUUGAAGCUACCACUCGCAGAUGAAGUGAUCGAGUCUGGACUGGCGCAGGAUUUUGAUGCCAGUCUGUCUGGAAUUGGUCAGGAGCUUGGCGCAGGAGCCUAUAGUAUGAGUGAUGUGCUGGCUCUUCCCAUCUUUAAACAGGAAGAGUCCAACUUGCCACCUGACAGUGAAAAUAAGAUUCUUCCCUUUCAGUAUGUUCUUUGUGCUGCUACAUCACCUGCUGUCAAAUUACACGACGAGACGCUCACCUACCUCAACCAAGGGCAGUCUUAUGAAAUUAGAAUGCUAGACAAUCGGAAAAUGGGGGAACUUCCAGAAAUCACAGACAAAAUGGUGAAGAGCAUCAUCCGUGUAGUUUUUCAUGACCGACGACUGCAGUAUACGGAGCACCAGCAGUUGGAGGGUUGGCGCUGGAACAGACCUGGUGACAGGAUCCUUGAUCUGGAUAUCCCCAUGUCUGUUGGAAUUGUGGAUCCUAGAGCAAACCCUACACAGCUCAACACAGUGGAGUUUCUUUGGGACCCAUCAAAAAGAACUUCAGUGUUCAUUCAGGUUCAUUGCAUCAGCACAGAGUUCACAAUGCGCAAGCAUGGUGGUGAAAAAGGGGUGCCCUUUCGCGUCCAAAUUGACACUUUUAAGGAGAAUGAAGCAGGAGAAUACACGGAACACCAGCACUCUGCUAGCUGUCAAAUCAAAGUCUUUAAACCCAAAGGUGCUGACAGAAAACAAAAGACUGACCGAGAAAAGAUGGAGAAAAGAGCGCCGCAAGAAAAAGAGAAAUACCAGGCAUCGUAUGAAACCACCAUUCUUACCGAGUGCUCACCUUGGCCUGAGGCUACUUGUGUCAACAACUCUGCUUCACCGGGCUUUAGCAGUACGCACAACACCUUUCCUGUUAUUGAAGGGAAUGGAUCACCAGAUCAUCAGCCAGAGCCGGUGUUACCGUUAGCAGAUAAUCUGUUACCCACUGCAACACCACAGGAAGCACAGCAGUGGCUUCAUACAAACCGUUUUUCAUCAUUCUGUCGUCUGUUUACAAACUUCUCAGGGUCAGACAUGCUGAAGCUGACUAGAGAGGACGUCAUUCAGAUCUGCGGCCCAGCUGAUGGUAUACGAUUGUUCAAUGCGCUCAAAGGAAGGGUGGUUCGGCCAAGACUCACUAUUUAUGUGUGCCAGGAAUCUCAGCAUGCCAGAGAGCAGCAACAAAAGCAAGAGAACGGAGAUGGUGCCAAUAACACCCUUUUCGUGUACCAUGCUGUUUACCUAGAGGAGUUGACGGCUAUUGAGCUAACAGAGAAGUUAGCCCAGCUUUUUAAUAUAUCUCCUUGCCAGAUCAGUCAGAUCUAUAAGCAGGGACCUACUGGCAUUCAUGUUCUGGUCAGCGAUGAGAUGAUUCAGAACUUUCAGGAUGAGGUGUGUUUUUUGUUGGACACAAUGAAAGCUGAAACAAACGAUGGCUAUCACAUCAUUCUUAAGUGAAAAUGGAAACUGAGGGAAGAAAUUGCCACUUUGCCAGUACACCUCCCCACAGUCUCUACUGGAUAUUUACGAUUAUUCAAGUUCUUACAUUUGUAUUACUUGGGACAGGCAUGGAGGCUGCUGUGAUAAAGGGAAGACGUGUCUGACCCAUUCUGAAACCAUCCUGUCUUACUCCUUUCAAAGUGUUUGUAUUGCCAGUACCUGCCCAUACGCUUCAUCAACAGCUGCUUUUCUUAUAUGUCUUUUUGGUUUAUAACUGUCAUUUUUUUUCUUUAUUUGUUAGCUGAAACAUCUGGUGUGCCAAAGCCUGUUGCCUAACAAUGACCAAGUAGGUUGUGGAAUUAACAUAGAUUACUGGACUGCUAUGCAUCAUAGGCACAUACAGUAUGUCAUCAUAUGUGAACCAAAGACUUUGCAUGUGGUACUUUGUAGCCUGCCUUACAUGCUCACAGUACGCUGGUCCAAAAUAAUUGAGCAUUUUUAACAUUUUUAGGAUUUCAAUGACCCUGCUUUCUUGCUGGAAUUUUUAAGUCAUUUUAUAAUUUAUCUUUAACUGACAGUGCAUUUUUAAGCCUGAUUAUCAACUUUAGGUAAUUGUUUCUAUAUUUUCCCCUAGUUUACCCAAAGCAAAAAGAGCAGCACUGCUGCAUUGAGUCACUUUUACGUAGCUUAUUGAUUUACCAGUGUUAUUAAGAUUACAGCAGUCUUUGUUUUCAAAACUGUAUUACCUCCUAAUUAGCCUAAAUUACAAUGGUAUAAUGUGAAUUGAGUGAGUCCAGUGGCUGAUUUGUUGCACCAAAUGCACACUACAGUUUGCAUUAUUCAACAAUAAAAUAUCAUACACUAUAGUAUACAUCACAUACACUGAUCAGCCAUAACAUUAAAACCACCUCCUUGUUUCUACACUC